Messenger RNA from Phlebotomus argentipes, 4835 nucleotides. RefSeq names its product FERM domain-containing protein 8 (gene Bili). The coding region runs from base 1212 to 3110 and encodes 632 amino acids. The transcript is spliced from 11 exons. Lineage: Eukaryota; Metazoa; Arthropoda; Insecta; Diptera; Psychodidae. Gene Ontology annotation, cellular component: cytoskeleton; plasma membrane. Gene Ontology annotation, biological process: negative regulation of canonical Wnt signaling pathway. The record is from RefSeq and is a predicted model, not a curated record.
AACGGGAGAAAAGUGCUGAAGAGAGAAAUGGUGGAAAGGCGGAUGUGAAAAUUUCCAGUGUUGAGAAAAACAGAGACUGAAGACCCAUAUUUACACGGUUUUUUUUCUCCUCUUGGCCACUGCUGAGGAGCUUUUCUCGGGCGGAGAAAGCUCGACUUUCGGUGUGACUCUGUGAACUGUGGGCCAAUUUCCAUUUCCGCUCAUCGAAGCUCUGGCUUUUGAGGGCUCUUCUCGGUUUUCGUGCACUGCAUUGGGAUGGAAAAGCCGUGAAAUGCUAUGUGAGUCUCUCCGUGGGAGAAUCGUGAUUAGCUGAGUGAAUUUUGCGGUGUGUUCGUGCGUGUUUGGGGCGAAAGUGCGUGAGUGGAGUGCUUUGGGCGGAGAGGCCUGUGUCGUCAGAGGCUCGAGAGUUGGGCCGUGGAAAAUCGAUGAGAAAAUGAAAGCACCACAAAUAUUACCCUGAUUAUGGCUGCAAAGCUCUAAAGCGCCCAUAUGGCCAGCUACUUGUGAAAAUUGCGUCGUCGUUGUCCUAUUUCCGGUGUGCCGAGAAGAGCUUAAUUCUGUGUCAGUGUACAUAGGCCGAGGAGGAAGUUUGGCAGAAAAAAGCACAUAGGCGAGAGAGUGUCAAAGUGGGGCAGAAUUGUGUCCAAGUACAUAGGAGGUGAGGCAGAAUUAAGCCAAGGUGAGGUUUUUCAGCCUCCGCCUCAUCCAUCCUCGCCUCUCAGUGUGACCCAUGAAUAGGAGAGGCGAGAAUUAUUAAUUAUUAUGUGGAAUAUCUCGGUGUCAGUUGCGCCGGAGUCAAAAAAGCUCUGUGGGCGCUGCCGUGGAGGUGCCUGGUGGAGCGUUCUCGUGGAAUAUCGAUGAUCCUGUGAAGAGUGUGAUGCCUCACGACGCUUCCCUGUGCUGAGGCGCAAAGAGACAUUCGGCCCUAGGUUAAGCGACGAAGAGAGUUUCAGUUGAGAUCCGCGUAGAGGCAAGAAUAGAGGCGGUUAGGCAACCUAGCGCAUAAGUCCUUAGUCAUUUGUAGUGUAAUCUUGUAAAAGUAUCCAAUUGUAUGUAAUCUCCCUGAAGUGCUACAAUCUGAGAGUUUAGAGAUAGUGAUCACAGCUAAAGUCAAGUUCAUAGAGUUACGUGCAUGAGAAGAAGGAAAAAAGGUCAGUCACAGUGAGAGGGUGAAUAUGGCAUUCGCCCUUGGAGUGGAUUUAUGAGCCACAAUGGAUUCUAUGGAUCCCACCAGCAUCACCGCCAAAAGCUACUGUCAUGGACCGCCGACGCCACAGCCGUCCGGCGGGGAGAUGGUGGUGGCCAAGACGAAGACGCAACAGCAGCAGCAGCCGAUCAACUCAGGAAACUACAUCAACGUGGUGCAGACGCACAACCGCAAGUACUCUCCGCAGGUCACAUCCGAAUAUCAAUCCAGGAUCUUCUUCGGGGAGUACAUGAGGGAGCGAUGUCGCGACGAAUUCUACGCAAUACCAACAACGCCUGUGCCAGCGUCAACGGAACUGGAUCACACGUCCGUUGUGUCGCCCACGCCACCCUCCCAGGCUCCGCAGCAGCAGGCGGCACCGCAGAAUGUGCCCUCUGUGCUGUACACGGUCCAGAGGGUGGUCACCACCACGUCGCAAAUUCAACAAGCAGCAGGAGCGAAUUAUGCAGUUAACUCGACUAUGUCGAAUGCAUCCAACUUGCCACGAAGUGAUGUCGAUUGCGGAAUGCAGAAUUCUCCAGGGCCAAGUACAAGUACAAAUUAUCAGUCUCAAGCCGCCAAUAAUAGUUCAGAAAUGCAACAAUCAGCGUGUUUAGCGAAUAACUAUGGGAGUGCAGGCACAGCAUCGAUGAACUACACAUCAACAGGUGUAUCGUCAUCAGCAUCAAUUCCCAGACCUCUGCAGCACGUUAUACCGACCUGUGUAUAUUUGAUGUCCCGCAUUGCUGUCCACAUGGAGAUUGAGGGAACGGCUCAGUGUCCAUCGCAAGUGAUGCUGGCAGCGGCGCUUGGCUGUGAAGAGUUGGGCAUUGCCAACAAAUUGCUGGCGCAGAGCAUUUUCGGACUAUGGAUGACGAGCUCACUUCUAGAAAUCCAAUUGAAACCCCAUCAUCGUCCGUAUGCCGUGAGGGUAGCGUGGUCCAAGUUGCUGGAAAGACAUAGUCAUGGGAAUGAAAUUGAACGCAAAUACGAUGAGCCAAUGAUCACCCUGAGGAGGAAUGUGUUUUUCUCGAAAAAGGACGAGGAGAAAAUUAAAGAUCCCAGGAUUCUCGAGCUGCUGUACGAGGAGGCGAGACACAACGUGCUGAUGGGGCGCUACAUUAUGGAGCCGGCUCACUCCAUCAUGCUGGGCGGGAUCCAGGCACGAGUGGAACUGGGUCCCUACAAUUCUCACACUCACACAAUCGGAUAUUUUAGAGAAAAUCAAUCACGCUUUCUGCCACCACACGUUGCAAAGAGUUCGAGUUGGUCGUGGCUUCCGGUCAGUAGAAAAACAUCCGCCGAAGUUAGACUUUUGGAGCAAUUUAAACGUGUACCAACAACCGCCACAACUAGAAAAUUAAUGAGGAAGUAUCUAGAGUUCUGCUGGGCACUUCCAUUCUAUGGUGCUGCCUUUUUCCACGGCCAAGUGGAACAACCAGUUCGAGGUCUUAUGAGUUUAGUUCAUCACAAAGAUAUCUCCGUAUUGAUAGCAAUUAACGAGAAAGGUGUUUUUGUCAUCGAUCACGUUGAAAGCACUUUGAUACUGGGACUGAGAUACGAAGAAUUGUCAUGGGACUUUGCGAAGCCGAGUUCUGCUGAUGAUCCAGAGUGCAUGCCUUGCAUUUUUAUUCAGUUUGAAGCUGUGGAAAAUGGUAUUCCUGUGACAAAGCUGAUGCAAAUUUUCUCGAAACAAGCCGGUAUGAUGGAUGCCUUAAUUGCUCAUUUUGCUGAACAAAUGAGACGCCGAAGAGAUGGUGGUGAUGGACAACCACCCGAUAAUGGUGUUCACGAUGAACCAAAUCCAAUUCAGAAUAGCGGCAAUGGAGUACUUAGCAACAAAUUAUCUCGAUUAACGCUCGCCACUUUUGACGACGAAGGGCGCUGCAUUGGACAAAUGGGAUCCCUAUCUAUAAGCUACUAACAUUUAACAUGGAUUACAUGAUAUUCCAAAGUAUAUAUAUAUGAAGAAAUCUUUACUAAUUACUAAAUAAAUUACAUAAAGAUGGAGAGGAAAAUAUAUACUUGAAAAAGGAAUGAAGGACACAAUUAAAGACAGACACAUUGAUAGGUUUAAAAGAGAUUUCGAAUGUGAAAUUUAUUAGGAGUGGAAUUAAAGACACGAUGCGACCCUUCAAACUAAAUUAUUAUUCAUUACCUAUUGGAUGAGCGGAAAUACAUGAGAAAAAUGGGAGUUAUUACAUAAACUUACAAAAAUUUGUAAAUAAUCUAUAAUCAACCUUAAAUAUACAAUAAAUUAUCAAAUGUUUUGUUUUAGUCGACUUGAUAAUAAAAUUGUAAUUGAUUAAUAAAACGUGUGAAGACGUACAUUAAUAAAUAUAUUUAAUGAAUCGUGAAGUAAAUAAUUUUUGGAGAAAAGAAAAUAACUGAAAGUGUGUAAAAAGUCAAAUCCCUAAGAAUCACAUAAAAUCCCUGAAUACAAAAAAAAAAUAGAUAUGAGAAUAAAUACACUUUUAUACCAUUUGAUCAUGAGUCUCUAACCAAAAAAAAAUUGAAGGAUAAAUAAAAAUUAUAGUUUCAUGUAUGAAAAGAAAACAACUGUGUAAUAAGGAUAUUAAACAUAUAUCAAGUAAUGUAUAAAAUGCAAUUUCAAGAGAUAUACAUGGUGAAUAUUUGAUUAACAUGCAAUACCGAUUUACCGGAUAUUUAAUUGAACUUUUACUUGAUUUGUGAAACAAUUUAAAAUAUAGUACAGCGGAGAAAUCAAAUUUCAUUGCCCAAAACCCAUUUAACCCUACUUAAAUUAGGUCAGGAAUUAUUGGUAAUGUAUAUUGUUAUAUAAAUUGAAAAAUUUGUAAUUCCAUAAACGUAAUUUAUAAAAAAAAAAAUGCAAGAACCAAUUUAAAUUUCAUUCUUUUGCAAAUGGUUUUAAUUAUUGAUUAUCAGAAUUUGUUAUGUAAUAAUUUUUGGCAAAAACAAAUUGAAUGUUGUUGAUAUAAUUAAAAAUUUGUAAUUAAACGCAAAGAUGAAAUAAGCAACAAGAUUUGUAUACUUAGAAGAGGGUAUUGAAUUAUGAUAAUUAUUUUCGACUACAAAAGCAGAAAUAUGCUUGAAAUGAAGGAUUUCAUGAAACGAAAACGAGCAUCAAGAUAAUAAUCAAUGUCUUCUAAACUUAUCUUUAAAUUAUUGAGUGGGGGCGUAUUACUAAAAGAAAAAAAAGAGUGUUCACCAUUUUAUCAAGCAAGCAUUUCUGUGAGAAGAAUUCAGAUAGAAAAACCCAACAAUUGCAGCAACAUGUCGAACGUGUAGCUCAAUCAACCCCAUUUCCAGUGACACCAAAUCACACUCUCAACACAAUCACACUUUUUGCAUUUCAACAACCAUAGUGAAAAUUAUUUACUAAAAAAAAAGUGAAAUGAGUUUAGCAAGUAAUAUUAUAGGUGAACUACAAAAUUCGUAAAACAUGGGUAAUUUUGAUGUAUUGAACAAGAAAGUGGUAAGAAUAAAUUCAAGAAACACAAAAAGUAAAGUAAUGAUAUAUAAAUUACUGCAUUGUAUCAUUUCCGAUGAUUAAUACACUUAUGGAUAAAAAAAAACUUAUACAUAAUGAAGGAGAAGAAAAACUAAUGCAUAUACAAUAUUAUGUAAUUGAGAAAUCAAGAUAUUUUAAAAAGACAAAAUAAAUUUU